Molecule: messenger RNA, 3144 nt
Organism: Phlebotomus papatasi
Lineage: Eukaryota; Metazoa; Arthropoda; Insecta; Diptera; Psychodidae
Product: fer-1-like protein 4
Exons: 3
Coding region: 1-3144 (1047 amino acids)
Biological process (GO): plasma membrane organization
Source: RefSeq, a predicted model, not a curated record
AUGCAGAAAUUAGGGAAGAAAAUAUUCAAGUCCAGUAGGAAGGGUAAUGAGGAGGACUUUCUCCUUAGUAUUACGGUCCAUCAGGUGAAGAAUUUGCGUAUUCAGCAUCUUAAGUCAUUCAUAGAGGUGUCUUUCGGUGGAAAAGUGAAAACUACUCGUGUAGCAAAAUCCUCCAGCAAUCCACAUUUUAAUGAGUACAUGGUCUUUGAGGCAAGAUGCACUCUGGACAGGCUUCUGACGAAAAGUGUCACGUUCAAGUUGUACCAUGAAGCGUGCUUGAGGCGCUGUUCAGGGGAGCUAGUGGUGGAUCUGGAUAGAGUGUGGAGGGCCGAUGGAAGAGGGUUUCGUGGUGUAUGGGGUCGCUUGGUGCCCCCUUCAGGGGCAAUUCCACCGGGUGAGAGGUCAGAUUCAUGUGGAAUUAUCAAAUUUGAUUUGGUUAUUGUUUCCGACAACACCAAGGCUUCCAAUCAAUUUGACCAUCAGUUGAGUCAAGUGCUGAAUCUUGAAACUGAUCGUCAGAGAAUUCUUCUCAAUUUUAACCUCUAUAGAGGAACCUUUCCCACGAUGCGUGACCAUUGUGUACGAUUAUCUCUCUGUGGAGUAGAUGUCUGUUCAAGAAUUGCAAGAAUGACUGAACAUCCUGAAUGGAAUCAGCAGUUUCAGUUUAUGUGGUUCUUCCCUGAACUAUGUGGGAAUUUUGGGAUAAAGAUUGAGUCUCCUUCCAAUCUAAAAUCCAAGACUAUUGCUAAAAUGAAUAUUUUUCUGAGGAAUCUCUCUCACAUGGUUGAUGGAGAGGCCACACUGCCAACUUUUGGGCCAGCCUGGUGGCAUUUGUACAAGAACCAAAAAUACAGAGGUAGGAUACUCUUCUCAAUUGAAGCCACUUCACAACCCCAAACGAGUCCUUUUAGUCGAUCCGUUAAAGUGAAUGGGAUUAACAGAUUCUUUGAGAACGAUUUCUGGACUUCCGCUAGGUUUAGAAUUCACCUAGCAAUUGUCGAGCUAGAUUUUCUUCAUUCUCCUUCAAGGCACAUUCGACUGAAGAUGGUUUGUGCUGAAGAUUCUUCUAUGUCUUAUGACCUCCUCUGCACAGCCUAUGACUCCUGCAAUCUUUUCUUUCUCGAACUAUCGCAAAAAAUCCCAACCGUCUCCCUAAACCUAAUUCUUCCGGAUCUGAGACAUGUUCUUAGGGAUGAAAUCCUAAUUAGAAACUUCACCUCUCAAUUGACCUACAAACUUACAAGAAGCAAUUUAAUUGACUUCCUGGAAAAUAAAGGAGAUUCCCAAGGAAUAGUUAUGGAGUUUCUCGAGGACACGGAAGUUUCUCUGAAAUCUCUCAAGAAAGUUCUUUCAGUGGCGGAUGAUGGGGAGACUCUGAUGAAGUGGCAUGUCAACUUUAGAGCUCAAAUUGUGGCUUCGCUGGAGAAAUUAAUUGAUGAGAUGAAACAUGCGAGGGAAAAUAUUGAUUUGACUUUGGUUGCAAAAUUUCUUGAUAAACUCUUGCAAAAUUUGCAUAACAUUGCCAAAAUGGGAGUUACAAAGUGGCCAGAUUUGAUGAUUAAGCUCGAGGAUGAUCAGGGACGGGAAUUUGGGGUACACAGGGUUGAUUUGAAGGAUAUUGUUUAUUUAAAUCAGAAGUAUGAGGGAGGAUAUUUGUGUCGGAAGAGACAUAGUGUUAUCUUUAAGAACUCACAAUGUCGUCACGAAGAGACUUAUUGUGGAUGUAUAUCCGGCCAUGGAGAUGUCAUUCUCUGGAUGGGAGGAGAGAAAGAGGACUCAGAGUGGUGGCCGAAAGACUGGACGUACUCACCUACGUCCAGUUUCAAUUUUAUUGAGAGUCCUGUGAAGACCACUUUCAGAUGCACUAUCUAUCUCUAUCAGGCAAAAAUUGAACCUGGCCUGAACAGAUUAUCCCUCUACGAUACUUAUGUGGAUAUUUUCUUCAAUGGAAUCCAUGGGAAAUCCACGAUUCAUCACCAAAGCCUCGUUCCUAAUUGGAAUGAAGUAGUAUCUUUUGAGAAUAUUACACUAAACUGUGAAGGAGAUUCCUGUGUUCAGAAUCCUCCAAUACUCCUCUUUAAGCUCUUCCAUGGUGAUAAGAAAAAUGAUGAUUUCCUCGGAAUGGGAUACACAAUCCCAAGGGUUAGUUUAAAAGAUUCUCCUCAAUCUAAAAGCAAACUGAAGUGGAUACCCGUUGUAAGAAAUGGAAUAACAGUGGCACAAUUGCUCCUCUCAGUUGAUUUGGAAGAGACUUCUAAAGAGGAUGGUGAAAAGCUGGUCAAAGUGGAAUCACCUGUCCCAAAAGUAGUUGAUGUUGCAAUAGAAAAGUUCCAUUUAAUUUUCACCUGCUUCGGACUUCGUCUAAUGGACAAAAUUAAUAAGAACCAUUCUCAAAUCUUCUUGGAAUUUGGGAAUUCAACUCUCUCAAUGGGAUCAUGUUCCCGGAUUGUGGGAAGAAGCUGCAAUUUUGUAGAUUGUGUCAAAUCUUGCGAAGUCUAUCUUCCGGAAAAGCUUUCCUAUUGGCCUCCAAUUGUCCUGAAACAUCGAAGGGAAAAGUCUGCAAAAUUAAUUGGCAUCACUGUUAUUUCCAAUACACAGCAAUUCUUCAGGAAAAAUCAACUAUGGACAACUCACAAAGAGAAUUCCGUGAAAUUGGGUGACCUUCCUGAGAAAAAAGCAUCAAAAAUAGCCAAUGACGAGAAGGUUGAAGGUGUAGGUCUGAAUUUUGCCAAGAGCUUCAUAAAGUCCACAAUGUCGAGGUUUCUCAAUUAUGGGACUCAGGUGGAAGAAGAUGUUACUAAAAAUAUGGAUAUUGAACAGGGAAUUCCCAAAGAAAUACCCACAUCCGUGAUACCAACUGAUAUUUCUCAGAAACUCACGUGGUGGUCAAAGUUCUUCAAUUCUCUCGAAGAGAACAGUGAGAAUUUUAGUGAAUCAAUUCACAAGUUGAAAAUCUAUCAAUCAGAAUUGGAAAAUCAGCCGGAAUUCGGACAUUUCCGUGAUUGGGCAGAUGUCUUUGAGAUGGGCAGAGCACGUAAGCAAAGCGGUGAUGGAUUGAAGAGGCAGAAAUAUUGUUUCCUUCGUGGUCACAUUGAAAUUCUCAAAGAUUCUGAUCCGACAUUCAGUGAGAGACUUGCAAAGUAA